ACAUGGGUGGGACAAAUCAACAAUGGGUCCUGACAUUAUUGGAUAGACUACUGUAAAUGCAUUUAAUUUUGCAGGAAUUUCGCAGUAGCGGAAAAAGGACUUUUUGUGUUGGUUUUAAGUUCGUGGUAGCACCAUGCACUGUGGUCUCUUACUGCCAUGGAAAAAUGUUUGCGGUGGUUUUAAGUUCGCGGUAAAGCUGCCACCGCAAAAAAAAACAAAACAACAUACAACCACCGCUGACAUUUUUGCAUUUACAGUAUCUGUUGGGAGAGUUCUUUCUAUGAAGUCGCAACUGGUUGAUCAUUUGUCUUGCCAAACCCGGAAACGGAGUUAAAGAUUACUUAGAUGUUUUCAGAAAAGAUUAGAUUUUUAGAUGAAUGAUAGAGGAGCGUUCAUUCCUGGAACUUCAAGAAGGUUUCUCCCAUUAAUUUGGCCAAGAUGACAUGUCUGUUACAUGUAUUAUACUUGCAUUGUACAACAAACACUUGCCCUAGCUACAUGUAUGUACCUGAUUAAUAUGUAUGUAUAUGUAUAUGUAUACAAGCACUACUUUUAGGAAUCAUGAGUAAGAAAGGUACAUAUUGUUAGCUUAAUGCAGAUGUGAUGAAAUUUGUGAAAAAAACGGUUUACAUAGCUGUUGUAUAAGUUAAUGCAUUCUAUAGUGUGAAUAAUUGUACUCUAUUCCGAGUAUUGAUAGCUGUGUAUUUCUUGGUGAAAAUUGGACUAGAACUUUGUUUCAUUAUGUUGGAGCCAGUAUGUAGAUGGUCAUCUUUUGAUUGAUUUUGUAAUUCUGCAUAUGAUUUUUUUACAGAUAUUAAUUUGCACAUUGUAAAGAAUAUAUGGAACUUGAUAAGUUAAGUGUAUGAAUGCAUCAGACAGUCUCAUAAUGCCUGUAAAAAUUCUCACAUUGUACAAAGAAAAAAGAUAGAUGACAAUCUGCUACAAAAUUGUCACUUUGCUACACAAGAAGUUCACGACCUUGGCUGACCUCUAUUGCUGCUUUCUGAUUGGUUGACAAGUGGUUGUGUGUUUUCUGUUACAAAAUGUGUCACUAACUAAGUGUGGUUAAAACAGAGCCUUUCAGAGCAUCUGUUCUGUAUGAAAUUUUAGGGAUCAAAAUUUGUGCAUAUUUUGUUUUCUUUCAAAUUUUCAUCCUCUCCUGUGCACUAGUAUUAGUAAUGUCCCCACAUUUUGCUAGGAAACAACCUUGUCGCUAUUUUAGGCCUGUUCCGAAUUGUCUGAUAUUUCAUUAUUAAUGAAUAUAAGUUAAUAUAAUAUCAAAUAGAUGUGGUAACAGGCAGUAGCUUACAAGACUAUAAGUACAGUAUGUUGUGACAGUAUGUGUUCAACCUCUGGUUAACAACUAUAUAUUAGCACACAUUGGAAAGUUAUACUGUGAUAACUAAAGGUACAUAUUAUAUUGUAACUUUUGUUUCGUCAGUGUUAACCAGCACGAGUUAGUAGUAAUUGAUGUAAGUCGAUAUUGACUUGUAGUGCUAUCUUGUGAUGCGCAUAGGGGGAGCCAUGUACCCAAGUUUGUAGAUUUGUUUGUACAGAAGAAAUAGUGUACAACAGUGAAACGUAUUAAUUCUUACAAUGUCACUGGCUCUUAGUAAUCACAACAAAAGUCGCUGUGUACACAAAAUUAAAGGGAAGGUCCAAGCAGAUGUUGGAAGAGAAAUUGUAACAUGCUGUAAAGUUAUCUACUUUCACAGUGGUUUUAUAUUUUCCUGGAGUUAAAAGUUGGGGAUGGAAGCAAUUCUGUAUAGUACAGUAGAAAUACAAAACAGGAAUUGCAGUUAUUUUACGGUACCGGUAAGGCUGUGUGGUUACCACUACAAUGAAACAAUUACAGUAUCUUGGUUGCAGCGCUGUUUUCCAUACAUGUAGGUCUAUGUGUCCAUAAGGAAAAAUAAUACAGCCUGAAUGAAUGUUACAAUUUCUCCAAAUAUCUGCUUAGAGAUCGUGUUAGGGAUAGGGAGCUAAAACGAUCGAGUUGAUUAUUUUUUUCACAGCAGAAUUGGAAAUAAAAUAUUAAAGAUAUACUGAAUGUAUGAUGCAAGGUUUGAAAUAAAAGUGUAAUGCUACUACUCUCGUUGAUUUCUGAGAAAUGAUGAAGAUUAAAACUAAUUAUUUUGCCAAUUUCUUGGAUUUUUAAUCCAUAGUAUAUAGACUUAAGAUAUCAAAGGUCACGAAUUAAAACACCAAGGCUGAAAAUAACCAAAUUGGGGUCCAAAAUUUCUAAUGAUUCGUUGGUGCAUUUGUACCAGACCAGAAACAAUUGGGUUUAUUUCUUUUGUCUAAGGCUAAUAGUCUAAUGAUAAUAAGUUUGUUUUAUCAAUUGGGAAUGUUUUUUUUACCAUCUUUAGUAAGAAUUUUGUGUUGGAGAUCAACGGCAAAAAUAGAAAGCUCUUGUAUCCCCCUCAUGAAAUUUGCUUUUUUUAAUAUGUUGAUUAAGUUAUGUCAUGCCAGGGUCCUCGUCGACACCCAAUGGACGAAAAUCAUGUUUUGAUCAAAGUUUUUUCUUAAUCUCAGUGGUAUUAAAUUGAGUUUUGUCAGCGUCUCUUUGCAUUUUGGUUAUUGUCCUAUCGUGCAUUUUUUUCUCAUCAACCUGUGGCCCCGUCAGUAGAAUGGCAUGGUCCAAAGUGGGUUUUCCCGUUGUGCAAGACCAAGAAGUGUGCUGGCACAACUCGCGAUUACAUUUAUGGCUGGUUUUAAUAUCAUGUCUCUUGUCUUUGGUGUUUCUUCAAAUCCUUACUCUGCCUUGGAAGAAUGCUGUUAUUCUGAUCUCAUUGUCAUGUCGGAGGAUCAGUUUUCAAAACUGCAGUGUUUUAAUAUUACUUGCUGUCUUCCGUAAUCAAAUGUGGUUUGACCGGUUGUCUGUGCAUGUAAAAAAGAAGCGCUAACAAUAUGGAGACUCCGUCCCGGCCUAUGUCAUUCUUUAUGUUGACCGUUCUCUUCACGUUAUCGGUGAUUCUCUACUACUACUUCGUAACUUUUGACAUACCAACAUUGACAAGCUACAGUGUAAAUGCAGUACAGAACAGAAUCCAGCUGAGACAGACGGUCUCAGACUUCCACAUACGAGCCAACACUACAAGGGCUCCUAGAGUGACGAAACAUUUCCAGUCAACAAGGAAGAAUGAGAACUUGAAGAAAAAUCUCACAAGGGCUCCAAAAGUGACGAAACAUUUCCAGCCACCAAAAAGGAAAAAGUUAGAUGCGAUUCUGAAAAAGAAUCUCACAAGACUCGACCAAUCAUUGCAGAAACUGAGAACUUUUGACAACUUUGCAUAUUUCUCCGAAUACAAAAACCGCAAAAAGUGUAAAAAGCGGAAAGACUGUCCAACAGAAACACCGGUGCUUCACUACCGCACAUGCGCAAUCGUCGGCAAUGGCGGGAUUCUUCUCAACAGCAGCUGUGGGAACGAGAUCGACAGUCAUGAUUACGUCAUCAGAAUGAAUAUGGCCGACAUAAGAGGUUACGAGCAGGACGUUGGACUAAAAUCAAACCUAUCCUUCAUCAAUUGGAAGAGGGUUAAAGAGCUAGGAGAUGAGCUGUCAUCCAACGACACGAGAGAAGAAGUUCUUCAACAUCUGGUCUUACUGAACGGAAGCGUCUUCAGCUAUGUCAAGUUAAAGACAGGCGCCGCUAUCCGAGCUCUGGAGGCGCUACAGGCGCUUUUGAAGGAAUACAAGCUGAAUAUCACUAUGACGUACUCUCGGAGUAAUGUUCCAGUGGUGUUCACAAAGCCACUACGUGACACUUUUAUUCCUGGCUUGAAGUCUCCAACAUCCGGGCUAAUCGCCUACAUCCUGGCAACUAGAUUCUGUGACGUCAUCACCCUGUACGGUUUCUACCCGUUCGACACGGAUUCGCGCAACAGGAAGCUGUUUUAUCACUACUAUGAUAACAUUACGGUUGCAAAGAAACGCAGAAGUCGCCAUAACUUUGGCAUUGAGCAUGACUUCUUUAGAUUACUGCAUCAGAAUGGACUCGUCCGACUGGUAUCAGACAUUUGUGAAUGAGAUUUCGAGUAGUACUAGUGUCCACGAGACACUGACCACACUGGUGUAGACGAGUACCUGACGUCAGUUAACCGACUUGAAGGCGAAGGGGGGAUGGAAUUCAAAGGGACCCCGCCGUUCAAAACCAUGUCCAAGUGUGGAUAGCAACCAAUACAAAUGUCUCUACGGCAUCAACACGUGAAUGAUCAUAGAUAACUUUAUUGCACAACAAUUGUACGAGGUACAAAGUAUGGCAUCUACAUAACUAC
Messenger RNA from Branchiostoma floridae (Florida lancelet), 4277 nucleotides. RefSeq names its product alpha-2,8-sialyltransferase 8B-like. Gene Ontology annotation, biological process: oligosaccharide metabolic process; N-glycan processing. The record is from RefSeq and is a predicted model, not a curated record. NCBI's taxonomy places the organism in Eukaryota, Metazoa, Chordata, Leptocardii, Amphioxiformes, Branchiostomatidae. Gene Ontology annotation, molecular function: alpha-N-acetylneuraminate alpha-2,8-sialyltransferase activity. The transcript has 7 exons. The coding region runs from base 2911 to 4029 and encodes 372 amino acids.